This is a messenger RNA of Bombina bombina (fire-bellied toad), 4247 nucleotides long. RefSeq names its product platelet endothelial aggregation receptor 1 (gene PEAR1). The record is from RefSeq and is a predicted model, not a curated record. Gene Ontology annotation, cellular component: membrane. Lineage: Eukaryota; Metazoa; Chordata; Amphibia; Anura; Bombinatoridae. The coding region runs from base 182 to 3448 and encodes 1088 amino acids. Gene Ontology annotation, molecular function: protein binding. The transcript has 24 exons.
CAUAGCCUCAACUCACAAACUGUUCUAUCACUGGACUCAGAACAUCGCUGUUCACUGGCACAAGGAAGACUCCCAAAACCCUACUGGAAAUAGCUAUCAGGAGCCUACAACCUUGCAGGCAAUACAUCUAUGUUUGUGCAGGUGCUGUCUUUAAAGGGAAACAGUAACACCUACUUACAAAAUGAAGAAUUAUCAUCUGCUAAACAUUGUAUCUAUACUGUGGCUGCUGAUGCAGAUGAAGCAUGGUGACUGCCUAAGUCCAAGUGACCCCAAUGUCUGCAGCUACUGGGAAAGUUUCACCACAGCAGUGAAAGAAUCUUUUGCCCACCCAUUUACUCAAGUUUCCCCUGAGUCGUGUGACAGUAUAUGGAGCUACUUUAAGACCUGUACCCGACAAAAGAUCAUGUAUCGCACUGCGUAUCGCCAUGGGGUAAAGUUGGACUACAGGAAGAGGUACCGAUGCUGCCAGGGAUAUUAUGAAAGCAAUGGCGUCUGUGUUCCAAGUUGCUCCCAGGAAUGUGUACAUGGUCGCUGCGUGGCUCCAGACCAAUGUCAGUGUGAACCAGGAUGGAGAGGCACAGGAUGUUCCAGUGCUUGUGAAGAUCAUGUCUGGGGACCUGACUGCAACAGUACCUGCCCAUGCCACAAUGGUGUGUGUAAUGCCAUCUCAGGGUCAUGCAUCUGCUCCUCGGGGUUCACAGGCUCCCUCUGCAAGAAGACAUGUGAUGAGGGUACUUAUGGGACAGGAUGUUCACUUGCAUGUCAGUGUCAAAAUGAAGCCCCAUGUAACCCUGAGACUGGAGCGUGCCUCUGCCCUAAAGGAUACACAGGGCCAUACUGUGAGAUCCAUUUUACAAAUGACAAGAUGUCUGAAUUCCAAUGUCCAUGUCAGAGUGGAGGAAUCUGUGACCAAGUAACUGGAGAGUGCCUCUGCCCACCAGGAUGGAUGGGCUCUAUAUGUUCCAUCCCUUGUCCAGAGGGCUACUUUGGACCUAACUGCAAGGAGGAAUGCCAUUGUCACAAUCAUGGUCUAUGUGACCCAAAAACUGGACAGUGCCUUUGCUCUCUGGGGUACACUGGAGACCGCUGCAGAGAAGAGUGUCCUAUCGGCAAGUAUGGGCAAGACUGCAGAGACACCUGUCACUGCAACAAUGCUGUGAGCUGCUUCCAUAUUGAUGGCUCUUGCUUUUGUGAGGCUGGCUUUUUUGGAGAAAACUGUGAGGAGCGCAUGUGCAUACCUGGGAAAUAUGGGGUGCAUUGCAACAUGCCCUGCCUGUGUGAUACUCUACAUUCACAGAGCUGCAACCCUAUAACUGGAGAGUGUACCUGCAAAGCUGGCUGGGCAGGGUUGUUCUGCAAUGAAACCUGCCCUCAGGGGCACUACGGAACCAACUGCCAAGAGCCAUGUCUAUGUCUGAAUGGAGGGAUGUGUGAUAGCGAAACAGGGAAAUGCCUCUGUGCACCUGGUUUUACAGGACCACACUGCUCUAGCUACUGCCCAGAGGAAACCUAUGGACCCAAAUGCUCUCUAAAGUGCCAAUGCAAGAACUUUCUUGCCUGCUCCCCAAUCGAUGGCACCUGUGUAUGUAAAGAAGGCUGGCAAAAAGGAGACUGUUCCAUACCAUGUCCUGAAGGAUCCUGGGGCUUCAACUGCAACAGAACUUGCCAGUGUGCAAAUGGUGCCUCCUGUAGUCCCAUCACUGGCCAGUGUUUUUGCACAUCUGGAUGGUACGGCGACAAAUGUGACCAUCCCUGUAAAAUUGGAAGCUUUGGUCCGGGAUGCAGCCAGCAAUGUGACUGUAAAAACUCAGAUGGGUGCAACCCUGUUACUGGGCAGUGCCACUGUUUACCAGGAUGGAAAGGGGUGCACUGUGAACAGAGAUGUGAAGACGGAUUUUGGGGGCGUAACUGUAAUAUGAAGUGUAUAUGUGAAAAUGGGGCAAUAUGCUCUACGAUAGAUGGGAACUGCACAUGCACGGCUGGCUUCCAAGGACCUGUCUGCGAGAGACCCUGCCCUUCUGGUCGAUAUGGCAAAAAGUGUUUGCUUAUUUGCAAGUGCGCCAAUCACUCCACCUGUAACCACAUAGACGGGUCCUGUCAAUGCUCACCUGGAUGGAAAGGCAGCGACUGCUCUGAGCCAUGUUCUCCUGGGUUCUGGGGCACUGACUGUGCCAGCACUUGCUAUUGCCAGCAUGGUGGGCUCUGCAGUCCUGCGGAUGGGAAGUGCUUGUGUCCUCCGGGAUGGACAGGAAAAACUUGUUCUGAAGUCUGCCCCCUGGGGUCAUAUGGUGAGAACUGCAUUCACACAUGUAUGUGCCAAAAUGGGGCCGAAUGUGACCAAGUAACAGGAAAAUGCUCCUGCCUCCCAGGAUAUCAUGGGGCCUUCUGUGACAUGAACUGCCCGGCAAGAACAUUUGGGUUGAAAUGUCACCAGGUCUGUGAGUGCCUUCAUAAUGCCACCUGCGAUCACGUUAGUGGGCACUGCCAAUGUGAUGCUGGGUGGUAUGGAACUCACUGUGAGAAAGCUGUCAAUGUGGAGGUACCAUUCACAAUGGUCCCAAAGAUUUCUUCAAGCUCAGAUUCUAUUGGACCUCUGAUUGGUGUAAUUGCACUUGUAAUCCUAGUGGCGGCGCUAAUUGCCUUCUUUUUGUGUUACCGACACUGGCAGAAAGAUAAAGCCAGCCGGAACCUGGCAGUGGCCUACACAACCACUACGAGGUCUGCAAGCUCAGAGUACGAAGUUCCAGAUGUCCCUACUAGCUACAUGCACUACUAUUCAAAUCCCAGCUACCACACUCUUUCACAGUGUGGUCCUAGCCUGCCGCCUGUUCCCAACACACAGGAGAGACCCAGUUCUGUUAAGAUGGCCUCUAAUGCAGGUUUCCCUAGUGUUAAACACAUAGAAAGGGAGCGAGUGGGAGUCUAUGGCCCAGACUGCAACGCUACACUGCCUGCUGACUGGAAGCACCAGAAUCAACCAGGGAAACACAAAGACUUAGGUGGAUAUCGUAUGGACAGAUGUUACAGUUACAGCAACAGUGUUGGAAUUUACUACAAUAAAGGCAAUGAUUAUGUGAAAGAUUCAGUCCUUAACACCAGCAACAGCUCAUUAAACAGUGAGAAUCCAUAUGCCACCAUCAAGGAUCUCCCUAUGCUGAUGGGCAAACCUACAGAGGGCAGCUACAUGGAAAUGAAAUCUCCAGUAUUUCGAGAAAUGUCUUACGCAGAGAUUGGGCUCUUUGAUGACCCAGACAUGUGCCAACAAGACCUGAAAGAGGAAGAAAGUCUACCAAGAGGGGCAGAAGGAGGAGUUGCUGGCAACUGUAGGAACAGUCUUCCACAAAAUCAUUAUGACUCUCCAAAAAAUAGUCACAUUCCCAGCCAUUAUGACAUGCCACCAGUACGGCACUAUCCACCGUCUCCACCGGCGAAGAGGCUGGUCAGAUAAAAAUUCCAGUGAAGACUACCUCAUACUUCAUCAAUAAUGAUGAACUACUGAUCUCAGCAAUAGUCUUCAGUUGGACUUCUAAUGGUCAGGAUGAAAGCCCUAGCUGGAAAUUCUAGGGCAUAUGUUGCUCUACAAUGGGAACAUAAGGUGUUGGCCUCAGUUUCUUAUGUGCAAAGCAAAUAUUCUGCUCAUGACUUUGGAAACUUUUGAUUCUGGGUCUGCAUAACUUCCUUCUUUCGAGCAGAAAAAUAAUGAGAAUUCUGCACAGUCUCACAAGAGGCACACUUUUCAAUUCCAUGGUAUUUUCAGGAUCCUGAGCUCGUUCUUUGAGAAAAAUGUAAAUAACUUGGCAUGUUGAUGAGCUCACUAUGAGGACAUUUACUAAAAACUGCAAACAUAGGAUGGUGUUGUGAUGAUUGCAACCACUGUGCCACUAAAUGAACAUUUACUCAUGAAAUCUGGGACCAAAUCCAUUGAAAAGGAAGCAAUAUAAUUAGAACAAUGUUUUUUGUGUGUGUUUUUAAGGAUUUACAGUGAAUUUGAUUUUACUUAUACCUUUAACAUUUACUUAAAAUGGACAAAUGUAUCAAAUGACCACUUGACUGGUUACAAAGCCACCAAUGGAAGGACCUCAUUAUGCAUCAUCUGCAGAAAUGGAAACUGUUUAUGUCAAUUUAAAGGGACAUUUCAGCCAACAUUGGAAUCCACGUGGAUGAAUUUCAGUUUUGAAUAGAAGCAUUUUUUGUAAUAUACAUGUAUUAUCAAAGAUGCUUUGAAUAAAAACUAUAGCUAUGUCAAA